Molecule: messenger RNA, 567 nt
Organism: Candidula unifasciata
Lineage: Eukaryota; Metazoa; Mollusca; Gastropoda; Stylommatophora; Geomitridae
Source: the annotation of a GenBank genome assembly
AUGAACGGAAAUAAAGAUGAUAAUCCGGUCAACUUGGGACCUAGUGAGAAGCCCUCGGUUAAGCCCAAGGACUUUGAGUUUCUAAAGGUAAUCGGCAAAGGCAGCUUCGGCAAAGUUCUUCUGGCCAGACACAAAGUGGAAGACUGUGCCUACGCUGUGAAAGUUUUACAGAAACAAGCCAUCAUGAAGAGAAACGAAGCCAAACAUAUCAUGGCAGAAAGAAACGUCUUACUCAAGAAUGUACAACACCCAUUCCUUGUUGGCCUUCACUACAGUUUUCAGACUCCAGACAAGUUAUAUUUUGUUCUGGAUUACGUCAACGGUGGCGAGCUGUUUUUCCAUUUGCAGCGUGAGCGCUUCUUUCCCGAAUAUCGUGCCAGGUUUUAUGCAGCAGAAAUGGCCAGUGCGCUGGGCUAUUUGCAUUCUCUGAAUAUAAUAUACAGAGAUCUCAAACCAGAAAAUAUUCUGCUCGACUCAACGGGCCAUAUCGUUCUCACCGAUUUCGGUCUUUGCAAGGAAGGAAUUGUGGGUCAAGGCACAACUUCCACGUUUUGUGGCACGCCAGAG